This is a messenger RNA of Benincasa hispida (wax gourd), 2607 nucleotides long. RefSeq names its product Transducin/WD40 repeat-like superfamily protein (gene COP1). The record is from RefSeq and is a predicted model, not a curated record. Gene Ontology annotation, molecular function: ubiquitin protein ligase activity; protein binding. Lineage: Eukaryota; Viridiplantae; Streptophyta; Magnoliopsida; Cucurbitales; Cucurbitaceae. Gene Ontology annotation, biological process: proteasome-mediated ubiquitin-dependent protein catabolic process.
CUCUCUCUCUCUCUCUUCCUCCCCUUUCCACUCUCUCUCCUACUUUGCUCUUUCGUUCAGACAACUUGGUCCUCAGAAAGGUAAAUGGACGAGGGAUCAACCGGAGCCUUAGUUCCGGCGGUGAAGACAGAGCCUGUGUCUUCGUCGAUUUCAGCGCCUUCAAUUCCCGAUUGCUCACUUGCCGAGCUCGACACCGUCGUCGAGGCUUCAGCUCAGUUGGAUAAGGACUUUCUCUGCCCAAUUUGCAUGCAGAUCAUUAGGGAUGCGUUCCUCACUGCCUGCGGUCACAGUUUCUGUUAUAUGUGUAUCAUCACUCAUCUUCGCAACAAGAGUGAUUGCCCUUGCUGUGCUCAACAUCUCACCUCCGACCAGCUGUUUCCUAACUUCUUGCUUGACAAGCUACUGAAGAAGACAUCUGCUCAUCAAAUAGCAAAAACUGCAACCCCCAUUGAACUUUUUCGUCAUGCUUUACAAGAGGGCUGUAAUGUGUCAAUUAAGGAGUUGGAUUCCCUCUUGGCAAUGCUUUCUGAGAAGAAGAGAAAGAUGGAACAGGAAGAAUCUGAUAGAAAUAUGAAAAUUUUAACAGAUUUCUUACAUUGCCUGAGGAAGCAAAAAGUAAGCGAACUCAACGAGGUGCAAACUGAUCUCCAGUUUAUUAAGGAGGACAUAAGUGCAGUGGAGAGACAUAGGAUGGAGCUGUCUUGUGCAAGGGACAGGUAUUCCAUGAAGCUACGAAUGGCUGGAAAUGAUAUGAAAGCUAGGGAACCUUGGUCAUCAUUAAUGGAUAAGAGAAACGAAGGGCCUACCUCUACUUCUUUGAAUACUUGGGGUGUCGUGUCUGCCGGGAAUUUUCAAAAUAAGAAAGCAGAUUCAAGGAGUCAUGUCAGCACUUAUGGACUCUACAAAAAGGAUGCAUUAAAUGCACCAGAACCACAAGUGAAUCAUACUGGUCUAUCUGUUGCAAGGAAAAAACGCGUCCAUGCUCAGUUCAAUGACCUACAAGAAUGUUAUCUGCAAAAGAGACGUCAGCUGCCAAAUCAACUGCUUGACCCGCAGGAAAAGGAUAAAAAUGUAAUACACAGAGAAGGAUAUAAUGCAGGCCUUUCAGAUUUUCAAUCAGUAUUGACUACCUUCACGCGAUACAGUCGCUUGAGAGUCAUUGCUGAACUUAGACAUGGGGACUUAUUUCACUCAACCAACAUAGUAUCAAGCAUUGAAUUUGACCGAGAUGAUGAGUUAUUUGCUACUGCUGGUGUUUCUCGAUGCAUAAAAGUCUUUGACUUCUCUUCGGCUGUAAAUGAACCUCCCGAUGUCCACUGCCCUAUAGUGGAAAUGUCAACACGUGCAAAAUUAAGUUGCUUGAGUUGGGACAAGCAAUCAAAAAACAUUAUAGCAAGCAGCGACUAUGAGGGUAUAGUAACAGUUUGGGAUGUAAAUAGAGGGCAGAGUGUGAUGGAGUAUGAAGAGCAUGAAAAACGUGCUUGGAGUGUUGAUUUUUCCCGCACAGAACCGUCAAGGCUGGUGUCUGGUAGUGAUGAUUGCAAGGUCAAAGUUUGGUGCAUGAAACAGGAGGCCAGUGUCCUUGAUAUUGACAUGAAAGCUAAUAUAUGUUGUGUGAAAUUCAAUCCUGGAUCCGGCAAUCACAUUGCUGUUGGUUCAGCAGAUCAUAAUAUUCAUUAUUAUGAUCUAAGAAACAUCAGCCAUCCACUUCACAUCUUCACUGGUCACAAGAAAGCUGUGUCAUAUGUAAAAUUUCUAACCAACAGUGAGCUUGCUUCUGCAUCUACAGACAGCACUUUACGAUUAUGGGAUGUAAAGGAAAAUCUGCCAGUUCGUACCUUUAGGGGCCAUACAAAUGAGAAAAACUUCGUUGGGCUGACCGUGAAUAAUGAAUACAUUGCUUGUGGCAGUGAAACAAAUGAAGUCUUUGUCUACCACAAGGAAAUAUCCAGACCUCUGACGUGGCAUAGGUUUGGUUCACCUGAUGUAGCUGAUGUGGAGGACGAUGUGGCAUCUUAUUUCAUCAGUGCUGUUUGCUGGAAGAGUGACAGUCCUACUAUCCUCACUGCUAACAGUCGAGGAACAAUUAAGGUGCUGGUUCUUGCAGUUUAAUAAGUUCAGUUUGACCUUUUAGGAAUAGAAAUUCUAUAGAGAUGCGUCUUUAGCUCAAUUGUAUGUAAUGCUCACGAUAGUCCACAUAUUAGGGAAAUACAACACAGAUGGGCCUUUUUUGAGUUAAAGCUAUGUGUACCCAUCAAAAACCUGGGUGGGUUAUUUUAUACCUAGCCUCUGGUGACCAUCUAUUCCUCUAUCCACACCCUAUUAGCAAUAGUCAAUAUGUCCUCGAACCAAUCAUCGGUUUGAAAGCUAAGAUUGUUUCUUUAAAAUGGUUAUGAAUAUGAUGAACUACUAAAUAGAAUGCCCUUGUACUUAUAACAAGCCUUGAAAUAGCAUCUUCACUUGUAUAUGAUUCAUCAAAAGAUAAUGGAGAACAUGGGGUAGUUUGGGGUUGAGCUGUGAGGCAGCGAGAGAAAGGACUUGACCAGUGCAUUAUUCAAGUAUUUGAUUUCAAUCUUAUUAACUUUUGGACCAUAUUGCACUCUAAAA